Molecule: messenger RNA, 3045 nt
Organism: Acanthoscelides obtectus
Lineage: Eukaryota; Metazoa; Arthropoda; Insecta; Coleoptera; Chrysomelidae
Source: the annotation of a GenBank genome assembly
ACAAUGGGAGGAAAGCCCGUGAAAAGAGCCAGGGUGUCCUGGCGCGAUGUAAGAGUUACCUACAUCGAUCCGCGCCAUCUUAUCGACACUAGAUGUAGAUGAGGAUGAGCUAUGCCAACAGAACGGGCUCUAUAACCUUGUUGCAAUUCUUUAACCAUAAGUGUGCCAUAACCUCAAAAUUUGAUAAAAUGUCAAAUACCUUGUUUUUGUAGCUGAAUUAAAACAAAACUAUUUUUCUAAAACAUGCGAGGAAAUACGAAAAGUACCUAAUGAAAAACCAUCCUCAUAGUGAUACUGUAUUUGAUAUUUUACUGUGGUAGGCAAAUUAUAAUGCGUCGUCUUUUAGAAUAAAAAUUGAAAUUGUGGACACUUCCAUCAGCUCCACUCAGCUUUUUAGAUACAGGAAGUGAGACGAAUAAAAAAUCUAAACUUGAAAUAGAAAUUAUGCAAGAAAAGAAACGAAAGGUACCUAGUCAUUCUUCCAUAGAAACUGAAUAUGUGCAAAAAAGUCAUCUUGUGUUUGCCAUUCACUCUGACAGAAUGUCAACUAAAAUGGUGGACACAUCUGUUAUCACAAAAAAAUCAGUAGGCGAUAAAAGAACUGAAAAUGUGGUGAAUGAACAAUAUAAACUAGAGAUAGUAAAUAGCCAAGAUUCUGAAGGCUAUGACAGUGAUGCAACAACAAAUUCUGAUGUGGUGCUGGAAAGGAUGAUGAGUGUCAUGAAUGAAGAGCUGAAUCAUCAAAAUAUGAGCAUAAAUAGAACAGCUGUGGGUACAUGCAAUGAUACGGAUAUUAUGGAUGAGCAUGAGGUUGAGGUCAAAACAGAAGUAGCAGACAUAAAUGUAAAUAGGUGUAACGGCGACGGUUUGAGUUUCCAACAACAGGAAGUCAAGAUGGAGGAUAAAGUUGAUUUUCUUCUAACUAGCAUCAAUAGAACUAUUAAGAUUGAGGCUGAUGAUGAAGUAACAGUUAAAGUUGAACCUGAUGAUGAAUAUAAUGGUACUAGCUCUCAAAAGUUGACUCAAGAAAUCAAGAUUGAGAAAGAGGAUGAUGGAUUUGAUGAAAUGACCAAUUUCAUCAAAACUAUCAAGGUUGAAGAUGAUGGAGAAGUUAAAGUCAAAACAGAAGUAGCGGACGAUGAUCUAUGGGAUGAAGUUCCAGGCAGUGCACCAAAGAAUCCUGUUUAUGAAGAAAAUGCUGUUUCAUCAUACUUACAUGCUGUAGCAAUGAGUAGACAUACAACUGUCAAGAAAAAGUCACUGGAAGCAUCUAACUUCGAACGCGGCGAAUGCACAACUUUUUAUCCACUGGAAGUUAGCAAUGAUAGAAACGUUGAACAUCUCACGGAUAGUGACAAGCCGAAAAUUUGUUUGGAAAAUGAAUAUGGCUCGCAUACAAAAUCUCAGUGUACCUCUUCGAAAAUGUCGGGAAAAGAAGUGUCUGUUUGCAGAUACUGCAAUAUAACUCUUCCUAAUAAGCUUUGUUUGGACGUUCAUUUGUCCCUGUGCAGCAGAAGUCAAACAUUUAAAUGUUUGGAGUGUACAUAUGAAACGUCUGCGCAACAGAAAUUAAGAAUUCAUACUAGGGCAAAACAUGCUACAUUCAUGUGUAGAUACUGUAAUGUCACAUUUCCUAAUAAGAAUUGUCUGAUUGAUCACAUGGAUAAGUGCAGUUUCAUUGUUUCAGGUGAAACAUUUAAAUGUUCAAAGUGUGCAUUCGAAGCUUCUGUCAGAGUUGAUUUGACGUGGCAUAUGAGGACAACACAUGUAACAUUCGUGUGUAAAUACUGUAAUGUCACAUUUCCUAAUAAGGACUCCCUAAGUGAUCAUAUGACUGUGUGCGGUAAAACGUUCAAAUGUUCAAAGUGUACAUAUAAAUCUCCCAUAAAACGUAAUCUUACGAGACAUAUGAUGAGAAAACAUGACAAGACGUUUAAAUGUUCAAAGUGUGCGUAUAAAACUACCACGAAACAAAAUUUAACAAGACAUAUUAGGAGAGAACAUGUGACGUUUGAAUGUUCAAUUUGCAUAUAUAAAACUCGCGCAAAAAGGAAUUUCACGAAACAUAUUAAGAUAAAACAUCCGACACUCAUUUGAUAUUGUGAUGUCACAUUUCCUCCUGAGGAUGGCCUAAUUCAUUAUAUGACCAAAUGCAGACUCAAAAUUCAGGAAAGAAAUAAAAAAGGUUGACUCUGCACUUGCUACGCAACGCCGUCAUCAGUUCAUAAAAGAUCAAGUUAAACGCAAUUUAAAUCCUCCGAGAAAAAGUGAGCUAUGAACCUGUACAACAAGGAAAUUAAACGGAUUAAGUCAGUUAAACAGGUCUAUUCAAUUAGUCCAUAAACAUUCUUUUCCUGUCCUACCGGUGGUUUCUGACCAUAUGGUAACGUUGUCCGUUUCCACAUCUGUGCGUCUGCGCUCGAUGCAGCGAGUUAUCGUUCAAUUCGUGCAUAUGUUCUUUGCGCUGCAGUCCAGUAUCCGUGUUACGUACUGUAUGAGUUUUUUUUCUAUACCGAUUCUCCAAUCUACUGGUAAUGCUUUCCGGCAUCAUCGCCGUACUAUACCGCUCUUGAUGGACGUUGGCGUAAUUGUGGUUGCCUAAGCGUCAAUAUUGCAAGGUUGUCUUACCGUUAUACGGUAUUAAUAAUUCAAGUUAGAAAAAUAACACGAUUCCUGUCAUAUUUUCUCCAAUGAGAACCGGUUCUUCAAAUCGGUAGUAAACUCUAUCCACGUUGAUCUUCAUGAUUUAAGCAAACUCUUUAAAAUUCGACUUGCAUUAAUGUUUGAAGCAUAAGUUUCAUUCAAAUUUAUAGAAAUCUAUAAAUUUGUAACAUGAACUUUAUUUUAGACGUGAAUUUGAUUUACAAAAUUGCUGAUUUAUUUUUUAUACCUAUGGUGUCAUAUUCACUGGAAUGGCUAGAGUGACUGUAUAAACUGGGAAUUGAUCCUCAUGUACUAUGUGUAUAAAAUAAUUGUGUAUAAAAUUAACAGUUUGUAGAUGUACAUUUCCCGAUUUGGACACAAUUAAAGUGUUCCAUCAGAAGA